AUGGCGGCGGCGGCGGCCUUGUUUUCUCUGGUAACCAGGCGCGAGAUCCGCGACCUGACGGAGAGGGACAGGGAAGCGUUUCUCGACGCCAUGCAGAUCUGGUACACCGUCCCGACUGACGUGGGCAAAGCCAGAUACGGGCCGAGCUUCAGCAACUACCAAGCUAUCACUGCAUACCACAACGCCGACGUCGAAAACUUUUGCUACCACAUCGGGCUGCAGUUCUUGACGAGCCACGCGGCCUUCGACCUCACCAUGGAGCGCUACCUUCAGAUGAUCGACCCCAGCGUUUCGCUUCCGAUGUGGGAUUUCAUGACCGACUCCGCCUCCUUGGGGCACGAGUGGUACAACAGCGUCGUCUUCGACAACGACUGGUUCGGCUCCGCUUUCGGAUCCCCGGAGAACGGCUACGCGAUCUCCGAGAGCCGCUUCGGCAACGUCUCCACGAUUUUCGACCCGGACGGGACGCUGGUGGACAGCAGGAUAGGCCCUUACCACAACGCCUACGGCUACGUGACCUCGGCCUACAACUACCAGGAUCUCCCGAGAAUGUCCCGCACCAGCUCGUUCUGCGGCUUGCCUUCGCACGCGGUUCUCUCGACGGCCGAGACGUUCGUGGAAUGCUUCGACGGCGGUCACACCACGCUGUCUGGCUGGGAGUCCUGCAUGGAGACCAUGGUACGUACGUAA
Ectocarpus sp. CCAP 1310/34 is the source of this 690-nucleotide messenger RNA. The record is from the annotation of a GenBank genome assembly. NCBI's taxonomy places the organism in Eukaryota, Phaeophyceae, Ectocarpales, Ectocarpaceae.